This is a messenger RNA of Suillus bovinus, 1134 nucleotides long. RefSeq lists its product as uncharacterized. The transcript has 5 exons. Gene Ontology annotation, molecular function: oxidoreductase activity. NCBI's taxonomy places the organism in Eukaryota, Fungi, Basidiomycota, Agaricomycetes, Boletales, Suillaceae. The coding region runs from base 172 to 960 and encodes 262 amino acids. The record is from RefSeq and is a predicted model, not a curated record.
AAAUGGUGUAUUAGGUUCAACUGCGCAAUGUAUCUUUAAUGGCUGUUCUGGUGAACGAUAGGAUGGCAUAAAAGCCAUGGCCAUAGCCAGGCCAAGGAAAUCAUUACAUCGUCAGUAAGCUAUAAUGGCCUCUCCCAAAUAACGGGGACGUCUUCAGGAUUCGGAAGAUCCAUGAUGGAGCAUGCACUCAGUCAAGGCGACAUCGUAGUAGCGACCCUCCGCAAACCAGAAGUCCUAUCGGAUCUCGCGGCUCGAUACUCAGCAGACAGACUCCUCAUACUCAAAGUGGAUGUUUUGAAGCAAGAAGACAUCGACGAAGCAUUCGAGCGCACGCGUUCGGCGUUCGGACGGCUGGACGUCGUGUUCGUCGAUGCCGGAUAUGGUGUCUUAACGGAAGUUGAAGGCACGCCCGAUGAUAAAGCGCGCGAGGUUUUCGAGACGAACUUUUGGGGUGCGACGAAUGUUGGUCGUGCCGCUGUAAACUUUUUUAGGGAGGUAAAUGAACCGGGCAAGCGGGGGAUAAUUCUUCAAGUCAGUUCGGUCACUGGGUAUCAUGCGUCUCCUGGAUUUGGUUAUUAUACUGCGUCGAAACAUGCGCUGGAGGGUUUCUCAGAUGGUCUCGCGAAAGAGUUGCCAACUCCCUGGAACAUGAAUAUCUGCAUCAUUGAACCCGGGACGUUCCACAUAAACGGACACAAAGGUGCAGUGGUAUUACCGCAGCACGCCGAUGAGUCCUUUGCGACUUCCGCGUUGCGUCAGACGAUGGAGGGCGCGGUCUUGGAAGGAGAUCCAGAAAAGUUCACGUGGAUUGUGUAUGAGGUUGUACAGGGAGGAAAGAUAUCGAAGGGAUUGCCUAUGGGUUUGGAUGCGCUUGAGAUGAUGAAUCUUAGGAUUGAGAAUUUGAAGGCGACUGUGGACGAGACGAAUUUAGGGAUGGUCAGUGGGUUUGGGGAGAACUGAUGGGAGGUCAGACACUGGUGAUACCCGCUCUACUUCAUCCAUAUGAGCUGUUGUUCGUCGAAGUUAUGUUAUCCAUCCAUAUGCAUAUUUAUGAUAUGAUUGUUUUGGUUUUGGCAUGAAUUUGGUCUCUUUAACGCGUAAGUCAGCCAUUUGUGCAAAAUCGUUUAUCGUUCC